Molecule: messenger RNA, 1386 nt
Organism: Drosophila simulans
Lineage: Eukaryota; Metazoa; Arthropoda; Insecta; Diptera; Drosophilidae
Exons: 1
Coding region: 1-1386 (461 amino acids)
Biological process (GO): DNA integration
Molecular function (GO): nucleic acid binding
Source: RefSeq, a predicted model, not a curated record
AUGACAAUCUCGGAAAUAGCAGAAUCUUCCAAGAGGGAUGAAGAGAUUAUGGACGCAAUCAGUUGCCUGGAGAACGACUCCUGGAAGCCUGAUAGUUCAGUGAGCUUCUAUCCAUUUCGUAACGAGCUGUCAGCGUUUGGCUCGCUCCUUUUGAGGGGAAACCGCGUAGUCGUGCCAAGAUCUCUAAGAAUGAAAAUACUGGAGUUAGUCCACGAAGGUCAUCCCGGCGAGACAGCAAUGAAACGCCGCCUGCGGUCCAAAGUAUGGUGGCCACAAAUAGACCGAGAGGCAGAAAAGUUUGUCAAAGCUUGCAGAGAUUGUUGCCUGGUAUCGCAAGACAUCCGGCCAUCCUCUAUGGAUAGAAAUCCUUUUCCCACUGGCCUGUGGAUUUGGGUAGCGUCGGAUUUGCUAGGUCCGUUACCUAACAAUGAAUAUGUUCUAGUCUUUAUUGACUAUUUCUCACGAUAUAUGGAGCAUAAGUUUCUUAAAACCAUAUCUUCAACGAUCCUGAUAGAGGCAAUGAAAGAAAUCUUUUGUAGACUGGGAUAUCCUGAGUACCUACGAACUGAUAAUGGACGCCAGUAUGUUAGCGAGGAGUUUUCUAACUACUGCAAAGCGUGCGGCAUUGAAAAGGUUAGGACCCCACCGUAUUGGCCGCAAGCAAACGGGGAAGUUGAGAACAUGAACAGAGCCCUUGUGAAACGUCUAAAAAUAGCAUACGCAAAUGGGAAAAACUACAAAGAGGAAAUCCAAAAGUUUAUUUUGAUGUACAAUGUAACCCCACAUGGAACAACAGGGUCAGCGCCCACAAAGCUAAUGUUCAGCAGAGUCAUCCGUGACAAAAUACCAGGCAUUGGGGAUAUCUACGAGAAAACCUUAGACUCUGGGGAAAGAGAUAAAGACAUUAUUGAAAAAUAUAAGGGAAAGCAGGCAGCCGACAAAAAAAGAGGGGCAAAGGAAGUCGAUAUAGAAGUGGGUGACAAGGUACUUUUGAAAAACGUAGUGUUCCCAAACAAACUUACAUCAAACUUCGACAAGACGGAAUUUACGGUGUUAGAACGACACAAUAACAUUGUGGUGAUCGAAGGGGGUGGUAGAAAACUAACAAGAAAUGCCUCACAUCUUAAGAAAGUCCCGGCUAGCCAGACGUAUCCAGCCUCCUGCCCAACGCCGCAAUCAGAUGCCAGCCUACCGGAAUCAACACCAACUUCGGAGGUCGCAGUACUUCAGCCCACAGAAGGAGGCCUCGGGAUCCAGCCACCCCUGCCGCCAUUAAAGCUAAAACUCGUCAAUAAAGGAGGGAUGUGGCGACCGGCAUUGCCAACAACCAAGCAUCGAGAGAGCAGCGACGGGAGAGGCGCUAACGAUCGCCCAGCGUCUGAGUGA